Candidula unifasciata is the source of this 1980-nucleotide messenger RNA. Lineage: Eukaryota; Metazoa; Mollusca; Gastropoda; Stylommatophora; Geomitridae. The record is from the annotation of a GenBank genome assembly.
AUGUCUGGCCUACAACAACCCACAAAUAACCAUGCCUUAGCACUGCUGGCCCUUAAUUCUGCUCCGGCGAGUCCGGCAAGAAUGUCAUGGGGCCAAGACUUAGUCGGAGAAGCCAUUGCAAGGUUAGAAGGCAGGGAGUUUGAGUACACCAUGAGGAAGCCACGCAUUUCUAUUGGGAGGAAUAGCAGCAAGGGGGACGUCGAUGUCAACAUGGGCCACUCCAGUUUUAUUUCCAGGGUGCAUCUGGAGAUCUUUGCCGAGCAUCCCAAUUUUUUUAUGAAGUGUAAUGGGAAAAAUGGGGUGUUUAUUGAUGGGAUUUUUCAGAGGAAAGGGGCUCCGCCGUUGCAACUUCCUCGCUCGUGUAUUUUACGAUUCCCAAGCACAAACAUCAAAAUUCAGUUCCAGUCACUGAUUGAUGAAGCAGCCGCGCCUCCGCCUCCAAUUGCUGUAACCACUCCCAAGAAAAAGUCCCUUCACUCCCUGAGGAUUGCUAUACCAGAGCCCACAGAAAUCGGCGCCAGUCCGUGUCCUUCCCCCACAGGCACUAUUAGUGCUGCUAACUCCUGCCCUACGAGUCCUCGUAGUGGUUCGCUGCAUAACCCUAGGUUUACCCUCAUCCCUGACCUUGCUGUGGCAGCAUACGCGGCUGCACAGCCACGAGAUGAUGACAGCAGUGCAGCUUCUUCGCUGGUGAUUUCAUCCGGGGACUCUGCCAAGGAUGAGUCCAAGCCUCCGUACUCAUAUGCUCAGCUGAUUGUUCAGGCUGUGACUUCAGCCCCAGACAGACAACUGACCCUCAGUGGCAUCUACGCAUAUAUCACAAAAAACUACCCAUAUUAUCGAACUGCUGACAAAGGAUGGCAGAACUCGAUCAGACAUAACUUGUCAUUAAACCGAUACUUUGUCAAAGUUCCGCGGUCUCAAGAAGAGCCAGGAAAGGGGUCUUUCUGGCGCAUCGAUCCUGUGUCAGAAACCAAGCUAACAGCACAAGCAUUUAGGCGCAGACGUCAACGGGGCGUAACUUGUUUCCGGCCUCCUUUUGGGAAUUUGUCAUCAAGGUCUGCACCUGCUAGUCCCAGCCAUAUGGCAGGAUCCUUCACACCUGACUGCUUGUCCAGAGAGGGGAGCCCAGUACCAGAAGCAGGCACAGAGACAGAGAUAUUUCAGAUGUCGGCUCAAGGUGGCGCUGGUCACCGGGGGCAGGUGCAUCAUCACGCACACCCCACAAUCACAGAUCUUCGCUUCUCGCAGUCCGCUCCGGGUUCUCCAUCAGGUUCUCGUGUCAUGUCGCCAGUGACAGUGUCAUGCAGUGGCAACUCUGCUGCCAUCCACCAGCUCCCGCCAGUCAUAAGCAAGCCCAAGAUUUUCAUGGCUGCUCCCGGACAGCAGCUGAUCAAUGGCCCCUCAGCAAAUGGCUCACAUUUGGAAAUCAAACGAGAUAAUGGAGAAGCUGUCAGCAUCGGCUUGACCGGGGCAUCACAGAAAAUUGCUUCACUCGUAGCAACAGCCAACCAGGCUCAGUUCCAGGCUCGCACUCUCAACCCUGUCCUUGUCCAGAGCCUGCACGGGGGCCAGCAAGUCAUGAUGACAUCGUCGUCCAUUGGAGAACCUAGCCAAAUGACCCUUAUUCCUCAGUCUGUCCAGUUAGUCCAUCAGUCUUCAGCCGGUUCUGGCGGUCACUCAGCUCACACCAGUGCUAUCCAGCAGGCUCUGGUCUCACACUCAAGUCAGCCGGUACAGCUUUUCCAGCAGCAGAUGUUUCAGCAGCAAGUGAUCCUACAGAAUCCACUAGGCUCAGAUCAGCACUUGCAGCAGGCUCAGUCUGACAAGGAUGGUUGGGGCUCUCAGGAGGCCACAUUCCAUAUGUCACAGCCACUAAGUGGACACAUGAAGAGAGCAUUAGAAGCCGCACCCCAGGAAGUAGACAAAUCAAAUGGAAAGAGACUAAGACCUGAAGAUGAGAACCAAGCAUCAGAGUGA